UUAUUGCAUCAGAAUUUAAUGAAUUAAGGACAACAGUAACAUCCAUAUAAUAGUGUUUUUUAACAACUCUUAACAUUUUUAAUAAUUAACAAAAAAUGUGCAUGUCAUGAUAGAUAUGGAUUCGCACUGGUUUUCAGCACUCUUUGAGGGGAGUUAUGAUGAUGUAAUCAAUAACAUAGCCGAUUACGUUAAUUAUAGUAAUUCUUCUGUUAACGAUGGAGAUUCCAGUGGUAAUCAAAGUUCUGAUGAUGACGACGACGACGACGACGACGCGUCAGAUGAAGAAGGCGAGCUGUUUUGGGAAAGAGAGUUUGAUCAUCAGAAAUUGGUUAUAUGCACGGCGGGUGCCCUAGCAUUAUAUUACAAUACGUAUAUAUAUAAGGAACCUUGUAUGGAUUCGUACAACACUGGAAUGCAAUGGUUGAACGAAAUAUUACAUGGACAUUGGACCCGCUGUGUAAACAUGUUCAGGAUGGAUGCGACGACAUUUCAAAGUCUUUGCUUUCAACUUGAAAACCAAUAUGGGUUAACAGCAUCUAGAAGAAUGUGUGUUUAUGAAAAAGUUGGAAUAUUUCUUUAUACAAUAGCAUUGGGUGCUUCCAACAGAGAAGUUCAGGAGCGAUUUCAACAUUCAGGAGAAACUAUUAGUAGGUACUUUAAUGAAGUUCUUAAAUCAGUUUGUUCGCUCGCUGCAGAUUUAAUACAACCUGCAGAUCCCAGGUUUGUAAACACACCGUGUGAAAUUGUGAACAAUCCAAGGUAUAUGCCACAUUUCAAGAAUUGUGUAGGAGCUAUCGAUGGUACACAUGUGCGUGCAUGUGUUUCUUCAGAAAACCAAAUUCCAUUUAUCGGAAGAAAAGGUGUGCCAACCCAGAAUGUUAUGGCUGCAUGUAGCUUUGACAUGCAAUUCACAUUUGUUUGGGCGGGCUGGGAAGGCAGUGCACACGAUACACGAAUUUUUCUCGAGGCAAUUGACAAUCCACGUGUAAAAUUUCCUAAGCCACCAGAAGGGAAAUACUACUUGGUUGAUUCGGGAUAUCCUAAUGAAUAUGGAUUUUUAGGUCCAUAUAGAGGUCAGAGAUAUCAUUUGGAAGAAUUUAGGAGGCGAGGACAACCACAAAAUCAUGAAGAAAUUUUCAACCGUGUGCACUCUUCAUUACGUUGUGUGAUAGAACGUACAUUCGGAGUUUGGAAAAAAAGAUGGCGAAUCCUACAGAAUAUGCCAUCAUUUAACUACAAGACACAAGUUCGAAUUGUUGUCGCAUCCAUGGCAAUUCAUAACUACAUUAGAAGAACUUCAAUGCAAGAUGUGGCAUUUAUGGAGUUCGAUCGUCAUCCUGAUUUUGUGCCCGAUGAUUUUCUAACUGAUGUUGCUCCACGUGCACAAAUGCAAGGACACCACAGGCCUUCGCAAAUGGAUUACGUACGUGAUGGGAUUGCUGCAAGUUUAAUGACACAAUUAUAAAUUAUUGUUCUAAUAUGUUUAGGUCUCUUUGCAAAAUUUUAAUGGUUGUAAGAUUACUUUUUAUGUAAUUGUUCAUUAAUAUUAUGAAUGAAGUCCUUUUAGGUAAUUAUACCAUAACAUCAAAUUGAACCACAAUUUUUAACCAAACACAAUAAACUACUUUUUAUUCAACCUCAAUUUCAACCACAGUUUUAACCAAACAUAUAUAAAAUCCAGACCAACCACAACUAAAAGCAC
This is a messenger RNA of Populus trichocarpa (black cottonwood), 1702 nucleotides long. Its product is annotated as protein ALP1-like. The record is from RefSeq and is a predicted model, not a curated record. Lineage: Eukaryota; Viridiplantae; Streptophyta; Magnoliopsida; Malpighiales; Salicaceae. Bases 107 to 1465 code for a protein of 452 amino acids. The transcript has 3 exons.